This is a messenger RNA of Ochlerotatus camptorhynchus, 1182 nucleotides long. Its product is annotated as programmed cell death protein 7. The record is from RefSeq and is a predicted model, not a curated record. The transcript has a single exon. Lineage: Eukaryota; Metazoa; Arthropoda; Insecta; Diptera; Culicidae. Bases 94 to 1101 code for a protein of 335 amino acids.
AUCAUCAUUAGCUGCUAACAAUUUAUCAUUUUAUAACCGUUAACUACAAUUUCACUGAGUUCCUUAGUUUAAGCUAAUACUAAUGCGGUAAACAUGUCAAGUUUACCAUUUUUCGAUCCUACCAGACCUCCCCCAGCAUUUCCCCCUCCUACUGUUCGCAUAAUCGAUCCAUUUUGUGAUCAGGACAUAGUACAAGAAUUUCUCAGCACCAAACGCAGGUCGACAAGUAGCACCGCUAAAGCAAAACAACAACCUUCAGCGGCAUCAAUUAGUAAACUGAGAUCCGAGUUGGUUGAUCUGAUGAAAGAAGUUGAACGCCUGAAGACGCAAAAGGAAACACUUGAAAAGGAAAUCGAAUCGCAACCGGAUUCGCAGUGGCAAGCCAGUUUCGCACAACUGGAGCAGACUCAGCAAAGUAUAGCGAGCAAAUUGACGCGGUUGAAUGAUUCCGAACUGCGUAGUCAACUGGCAAAAAAACUUCAUGCACGUCGAAAGAAACGGGAAUGGCAGAAGCGAUGGAGUUCUCGGUUGAAGCAGGAAAAGGCAGAAGCAAUGCAGAAUCGUACCAAGCUUCACGAACAGAUAGAUCAAUGGCAGCGAGAGCAGUGGAAGCUGGUGGAAAAGGAGAAGCAAGCUCAGCAUGAGCUGGACUUUACCAGUCACUUUCUGGCGGAUGUGCACCGACGGAAGGCGGCAUGCAAAAGAUAUCUGGCCAAGUUUGAGAAGAUGAAGGAUAGAGAACCUUCGGCCGAGUUCAGUGAACUGACUCGAAGCUGGACUGCACGGUUAUCCGAGUGUGUCAAAGAGGAGAUACGAUUGAAGGAUGUAUUGGCCCGUCGGUCUGCGGCCAACUACCAACGACGUGUGGAGAAUGAAUGGACCAAAGCACUGUUUGGGGAUACUAUUCCGAAGAAAUUCGAACACCCGUUACUUGGGGCAGAUCGGAGCCGAGGGGUACUGAUUGAAACACGUCAGGCCUGGGAUGCGUGCUUAGUCGAAGUAGAUGACGACGAAGCCAGUGCUAUCCCUCUGGGGUGGGUUCUGCCGCCCGCAAAUCCGACCGCCGACUGGGCCAAAUAUCAGAUGAAGGAAGUGAUUUAAGUUUGUUGCAUUGCACAAGCAUUGAGGGUUUUUAAUAACAUAUUAAAUAUUUAGCACGCCGAAUAAAUUAUUAGAUAUUGA